This is a messenger RNA of Pseudomyrmex gracilis, 4456 nucleotides long. Its product is annotated as vesicle-fusing ATPase 1-like. Gene Ontology annotation, molecular function: ATP hydrolysis activity; ATP binding. Gene Ontology annotation, biological process: SNARE complex disassembly; Golgi to plasma membrane protein transport; intra-Golgi vesicle-mediated transport. The record is from RefSeq and is a predicted model, not a curated record. The coding region runs from base 102 to 2333 and encodes 743 amino acids. Lineage: Eukaryota; Metazoa; Arthropoda; Insecta; Hymenoptera; Formicidae. The transcript is spliced from 10 exons. Gene Ontology annotation, cellular component: Golgi stack.
UGCAUCAAUACCAAAAGGAGCAGAGAGAGGGUUGCGUUGGGUUGCGCUAAUGUACACGUACAGUGGUACUGUUACUAAACUCUGUUGAUUUUCGUAAGAUAAUGUCAACGAUGCGGAUGAAAGCAGUGAGGUGUCCUACAGACGAGCUCAGUCUAUCCAACUGUGCUAUUAUUAAUGCUGACGAUUUUCCCGACGAUGUCAGACACAUUGAAGUAACCACAGCACCGAAUUAUCAUUUUGUGUUCACUGUGAGAACACAUCAUGAAAUUCCACGUUGUACGGUUGGUUUUAGCUUGCCCCAACGAAAAUGGGCAACAUUGUCUCUUAAUCAAGAAAUUGAAGUUCGACCUUAUCACUUUGAUCCAACUUCAAACACGGAAUGUCUAUGUACCAUUGUUUUGGAAGCUGACUUCUUGCAGAAAAAAACUGUCACUUUGGAGCCAUACAAUACAGAUGAAAUGGCCAAAGAUUUUUUGCUACAGUUUUCAGGCCAGGCAUUCACCGUGGGUCAGCAGCUGGCAUUCCAGUUUAAAGAUAAGAAAUUGCUUGGCUUGGUUGUUAAAAGUUUGGAAGCUGCCGAUUUAUCAGCCAUUAGUUCAGGACAAAGCACAGUACCCAAGAAAACCAAACUGGGUCGGUGCUUAGGCGAUACCGUGAUACAAUUUGAGAAAGCAGAAAAUUCUAGCUUGAAUCUCGUUGGACAAGCUAAGGGAAAAGCAGUUCGACAAGCGAUUAUAAAUCCAGAUUGGGACUUCCAGAAAAUGGGUAUUGGCGGUUUGGACAAAGAAUUUAGCGCCAUUUUCCGAAGAGCAUUCGCAUCUCGUGUUUUCCCGACGGAGGUUGUCACCCAGUUGGGAUGCAAACACGUAAAAGGAAUUUUACUAUAUGGACCUCCUGGUACCGGAAAAACAUUAAUGGCUCGGCAAAUAGGAAAGAUGUUAAAUGCAAGGGAGCCAAAAAUUGUAAAUGGUCCACAAGUUUUGGAUAAAUACGUUGGAGAAAGUGAAGCUAACAUCAGAAGAUUGUUUGCUGAUGCAGAAGACGAAGAGAAAAGGCUUGGUCCAAACAGUGGACUUCAUAUAAUUAUAUUCGACGAGAUAGAUGCCAUUUGUAAGUCGCGAGGUAGCGUUGCCGGAAACACAGGAGUUCACGAUACAGUUGUUAAUCAGUUACUUGCAAAGAUCGAUGGUGUCGAACAACUAAAUAACAUUCUCGUUAUCGGUAUGACUAAUAGAAGAGACAUGAUUGACGAAGCUUUGUUGAGACCUGGGAGAUUGGAGCUACAAAUGGAAAUAAGCUUGCCCGAUGAACAUGGACGUUUUCAAAUUCUCAAUAUUCACACAGCCCGAAUGAAAGAUUACAAAAAGAUAGCGCCUGAUGUAGAUUUAAAAGAAUUGGCGGUGUCAACGAAAAAUUUCAGCGGUGCGGAGUUAGAAGGUUUAGUCAGAGCAGCACAAAGUACUGCUAUGAAUCGAUUAAUUAAAGCUUCUAACAAGGUGGAAGUAGAUCCAGCUGCGAUGGAAAAACUCAUGGUGACCAGAGGUGACUUUUUCCAUGCGUUGGAGCAUGAUGUUAAACCGGCAUUUGGUACGAGUGCUGAACAAUUGACUCAAUUAUUGACGCGUGGAAUUAUCAAUUGGGGUAAGCCAGUGGCUGAGAUUCUUGCUGAUGGUACUUUGUGCAUUCAACAAGCCCGUGCAACUGAGGGAGCUGGGCUUGUGUCUGUUCUUUUGGAAGGACCACCGAAUAGUGGAAAGACAGCACUCGCCGCGCAAAUUGCAAAGAAUUCUGACUUUCCAUUUGUUAAAGUAUGCACACCAGAAGAUAUGGUUGGUUAUAUUGAAUCAGCCAAGUGUCUUUCUAUAAGGAAGGUAUUUGAUGAUGCGUAUCGUUCGCAGCUCAGUUGUAUUUUAGUCGAUAACAUAGAACGUCUAUUAGAUUACGGACCAAUUGGGCCAAGAUACUCUAAUCUAACUUUGCAAGCACUUUUAUUAUUAUUGAAAAAGACGCCGCCUCCAGGUCGUAAACUAUUGAUUCUAUGCACUUCUAGUCGCAGACAAGUAUUAGAUGAUCUGGAAAUACUCUCAGCAUUUAAUACUAUUCUUCAUGUGCCUAAUUUAUCAACUCCCGAUCAUUUGUUGAAUGUAUUGGAAGAAGUUGAUCUCUUCUCGAAACAUGAAAUGGCUUCUUUACACGCAAAGCUUCAAGGAAAACGGGUAUUUAUUGGUAUUAAAAAGUUACUGUGUCUGAUAGACAUGGCACGUCAAGUGGAACCGACUUAUAGAGUUGUUAAGUUCUUAUCCAAAUUGGAGGAAGAAGGUGGCCUAGAAUAAGUAUAGUUUAUUUCAUGCUAAUUUUGAUUGCACAUAGCCACUGUGCUACAUUCCUCCUUUGGCCACUAAAAGGAAUGCAUUCUCAGAUCGUAGUAAUUUAUGUAGAAAUAGAAAUUUAGUGGCAAAGUAUAGUCGGUGAUACCUAGAUUUUCUGUAUGUCACAGUAAGUUUCCAAUAGAUAUAAAAGGAAAUAAUAUCAGCUUACAUUUUGUGAUGCAUAUCUGAAAACCAAUAUAUCAAUUCCAUAUAUUUUGAGAUAUAUAAGAAUAAAGAUGUUACUUCGGUUAGUUGCAGAAAUAAGUACUGGAAUAUUUUGUAUAAUUCUUGCUUUUGUAUAAUUACUUACGUGGGACGCCUCAUGUAGUUUUGGAUUAGCUGAAAGCUGACUUAUAGUUAUAUACGUAUCUUAUUUAAAAAGAUAAACUUUCUUAUUUAAAAAAUAUUUUGUGAAAAAUUAAUUUUUAAUUUCUUUCUCUCUCUCUCUUUUUUAAAAAUAUGUUCAUGUUUGAAAAUAUCUGAUUGUUGUGCAUAAUAACGAUGUACAAUUAUUGUAUAGUCAUCAUGAUAACAUGUAAAAAAAAAUGGAAAUAUCCGAUUACACAUGCAAUAUCUUCCGAUUUUAGUGUAAAAAUUAUUUACUACAGCGCAUUACUUUCUUAUGCAGAUUAUGUAAAUAAGAGAUGAUUAAAUUGGUAGGAACAAUGAAUAGAGAAAUUUAUACAAAAAUUAUAUGCAUUUAUGUUUAUCUUAUUUACUAUAGAAAUGACAAUUGCAAACAAGAUAAUUUUUUAAAUCUUAUCGCUGAUUUGAGAAUUUAGAAAUAUUUUGUUUCUUUUCCAAAGUUUACUUAAAGCGAUAGGAAGAGAUUUCUAUAAUGCAGAGAGCAGGACCGCAAUAUAAAAAACCUUGCUAUGGGUAUUAUAAUAAACUAAAUGUGUAUUUAUAUAGUUGUAUAUUGCGUAAUAUAUUUCAACAUAUACAGUAGAAAAGGUAGUAUCUCAAAAGUACAAUUGAGAUUUUAGAACAAUGCUUCUCAAUCAGAAUAUUGUUAGAAACAAAGUUAUAUUAGCGAAAUAAGAGAAAUGCAAUAUUUACACGCGCGAAUAUAUUUAUUUUAAUCAAGAACUGCAAUAAUUAUCAGUUUAGGUACGAACAGUCCAUUGGCACACAUGUAACAUUACGAGUUGCAAUUAUCACAAUAAACAAUUUAUUUUUAAUGAACAUUUGUCUUUCACAUGUGCUGAUAUGUGAAAACCAUUGGGAAACACUGUUCUACUUUGUAGUUCAGAGAAAGAUGUUUUUGUUUGUAAAAACAAACGAAUUGUUUUAUUCUCAAGAAAGGAAGUAGAUCUUGUGGUAUUUCAACUUUUAAUUACCAAACACAAUAUUAUAUACAAAGAGAUAUGUACUUGUUAUAUUCUCAUAUGCCCUAUAUGUAUUGUUGAGUGCAUUGGCAAGUGCACAUGUAUAUUGUAUGCAAUGGAUGAUCCUAUAUUACACGUUGGUUCAAUAUAUCCGUCUGUCUUUAUAUUUCAGAAAUUAUAAUUAGUAUGAAGUAGUUAUAAGGACAGCCGAUUUAGUCAAUAUUUGGGUAAGCUCUUCGCUAUAUUUUUGGCACGUAACAGAGAAGAUCAUUCCGAUGUUGUAGUUUGAUAUAUAUUUAUUCUUGAAUAAUUACAAUGAUAAUAAAAACUAUAUACCAUUUUAUUUGUUGGCGCUAAUUAUAUAUAUAUAUAUAUUUAUUUAUGUUAAGUUUUUUUUAAGAAAGAAAUGUACAAGCGUAGGACAUAUUUUAGCAUUGUGAGAAAAUAAUGCGACUUUUAACUAUAUAAGUUUAUCUAUUGGAGAGAGAUGUUUUUUUUGUAUACACAAAACAUGUUUACUUGUUGUGUUAUUGUAUUUAUUAUAGCUUCUAUCAAGAUGUAAUAUUUCGUACACAUACGAUUAUAGAGCGGUCUGUGUAUAUUCAAGAAAAAUUUGCGUUAUACAUAUAGAUAUGUCUCAUAAACAAUUUUACUUGUGUGCAGUAUUCUUUAAAACAUAUAUAUUGUAAUAUAUAUAUAUAUAUAUACACAUCUCUGUAUUACACUGUUGUGCAUUUAUCAAUGUGAUCUCUAUUAUUG